ACAAAUCCCAGAAACCAAAAACCAAAAACCAAGAAAUUGGAGAGAUAAGAGACACUCAAACAGGGAACCCUAGAAGACUUUUAUCAAACAUGUGGUGGAAAGACUUGAGAGCUACUUUAAGCCAAAGAAUCAACGUUGAAGGAAUUGGUUCGUCGGCUUCCGUGCUUGUUAAGGACCAGCAUUUGGCUCUGCCUCAUGUUUUAGUGCCUGAUAUAAGGUACAUUGAUUGGGGAGAUUUGCAAAGGAGAGGCUUUAAAGGUCUCUUCGAGUACGAUCAUGACGGUUCAAAAGCCAGUGCACUUGAGAAGGCAAUUGGAAUUAAAGUAAUAAGGCACAGGGUAAAGAAACCUGCUGGAACAGCUGAAGAAAUUGAAAAGCACUUUGGAUGCAAAUCCUCACAACUUGUAAUGGUGGGUGAUCGGCCCUUCACAGACAUUGUUUAUGGAAACCAAAAUGGCUUUUUGACGGUAUUAACGAAGCCACUGAGUCUUGCGGAGGAACCAUUCAUUGUUAGGCAGGUGCGGAAACUAGAAAUGUCUCUUUUGGACUAUUGGCUUAAAAGAGGAAUGAAGCCAAUCAGUCAUAAUCUACUACCAGAUGCCAUGGAAUGUGUAAAAGAUCCACCAUCUUUGUAGGAAAACUUUGGUGCAAAAUCUUGUAACUACCAAUGAUGCUCAGCAUCAAGGAAAGAAGGAUUCAGAGCUAAUGCGCACCUUCCACCCUUGAGGAAUAGUGAAUCCUUCACAUUCAAUGUCAACGAUGGCUUCUCUAAAGGAGGCAAAGAUAGGAGGGAAAAGCCGCAAGCUUUCACGGGCAACUUGCCAUGUACGUGUCAUCUUCAUGUCUUCCAAUGUUAGAUACCCUACAGGUUUCCUCUUGCUCAUUAUGUCAGCAAUGUUCUGCCAAGAGUAAUAAUAUACACCGAAUUUAGUAGAA
This is a messenger RNA of Populus euphratica (Euphrates poplar), 936 nucleotides long. Its product is annotated as probable phosphatidylglycerophosphatase, mitochondrial. The transcript has 6 exons. Gene Ontology annotation, molecular function: phosphatidylglycerophosphatase activity. The record is from RefSeq and is a predicted model, not a curated record. The coding region runs from base 90 to 635 and encodes 181 amino acids. Lineage: Eukaryota; Viridiplantae; Streptophyta; Magnoliopsida; Malpighiales; Salicaceae. Gene Ontology annotation, cellular component: cytoplasm.